GUGGGAGCCAACGGGAGAGCCGCGACUGCUGCCUGCUCCCUCCAAUCACGGGGAAGCUGGGGCUCCCAGCUUUGAAGGCUGGGUAUCCUGUGUGUGGAUGGAUGAGCUGGGAAAUGCUGUAUCCCUAUUCCGGGCGCGCGCGCCUCUGCGAAGGGGCGUCCGAGUUGGCACCCGCUAAGUGAGGUAAGGAGAAGGAGGCGGCAGGCAGCGCUUGGCUCCCUCUCUCUCCCCGGCCUGAGGCGCAGAAAGAAACGCUGGAAAGGAUCAUUUAUUGUGUGUUUUCAGAAGGAACCACAAUAGAGAGAGUACACAAGAGCAUGGACACAGAAGGAUUCCCUCCGCCGCCACCACCUGAAGUUUUAGAAAACGAACUAACAACCGGCACUGUUGAUGAUGAAGAGGAGGAGGAGGAAGGAGAACAGUUUGACUUUGAUAGUGGAGAUGAUAUUCCAGAAGCAGACAGGCAAAGUGCUUUGCCAUCGAAUUUAGAGCCUAAGAAGAAUAACACAGAACAGGAAGAAGUGAAUUCUACAGGGAAUGAAAAUGUGGAUGGAGCCGAGAAAAUGGCGGGAGCUGACGGCACAGCAGAGGUGGUCCCACCAAGAGUAAACCCAUACUCUGUCAUAACAAUUUCGCCAGUGCAAGAAAAGGAGCCAUCAUUGUCACCAGAGCCAAGCCCACAGGAUGGAAGUAUAAGCCCUACCCUCCCAAGUGGAUAUUCUGUUCCUGUGCCCUGCGGUUAUGCUGUACCAUCCAACUUACCAUUGCUGUUGCCAGCAUACUCCAGUCCUGUCAUAAUAAGAACUGUGUCUGUGGAUGAAGAAGCAAAUGUUCAUAUAGUUGCUGAAGAUUGCCAUAAUUCUCAGAGUUCAGAGGAUCCCCAGAACGGUGAAGAUAAUCGGGAGAAUAAAGAUGAGAAUGCCUUGGCCAAAUGGGCUGCUGAUCCUGCAAACACAGACUGGAUGGAGAAUCCAGAUGAGGUAAUAUAUGACGAUGUGCCAAGAGAAAAUUCAGACUCAGAACCAGAGGAGAUGAUUUACGAUGAUGUUGAAAAUGGAGAUGAAGGUGGAAAUAGCUCUCUAGAAUAUGGGUGGAGUUCGAGUGAGUUUGAAAGCUAUGAAGAGCAAAGCGAUUCAGAGUGUAAGAAUGGAAUGCCCAGUUCUUUUCUGCGUGGCAACCACAGAAGACAACUUUCUCAUGACCUAACCCGUUUAAAGGAGCACUAUGAGAAAAAGAUGAAAGAUUUGAUGGCAAACACGGUGGGAGCUGUAGAGAUUCAGCAACUAAAGCAAAAACAUGAGCUGAAGAUGCAAAAGCUAAUGAGGGCAGCUAGGGAAGGAACCAAAGAUGGACUAGAAAAAACGAAAGCGGCUGUGAAGAAAGGCCGGUCUUUCAUUAGAACGAAGUCAUUUAUUAGUCAUGACCAUAGAUCAACCUGCCUAGAAGAAGAGGAACUGUUUAUCGAUGUAGACUGUAUGCAUACAGAGGCAAUCAUGACACCGAUGCCCGAUGGAUUAUCGCAACAACAGGUGGUGAGAAGAUAUAUUUUAGGAGCCGUGGUUGACAGUGAGAAAAAUUACGUGGAUGCUCUCAAAAGGAUUCUAGAGCAGUACGAGAAGCCUCUUUCAGAAAUGGAACCCAAAUUAUUGAGCGAGAGGAAACUGAAGAUGGUGUUUUACCGAAUUAAGGAGAUUCUUCAGUGCCAUUCAAUGUUUCAAAUAGCACUGGCCAGUCGUGUCUCUGAGUGGGAUUCUGUUGAGAUGAUUGGAGAUGUCUUCGUUGCAUCGUUUUCUAAAUCUAUGGUGCUGGAUGCUUACAGCGAAUAUGUAAAUAAUUUUAGCACUGCUGUGGGGAUUCUCAAGAAAACGUGUGCCACUAAACCUGCCUUCCUUGAAUUUUUAAAGCAAUGCCAAGAAUCUAGUCCUGAUAGAAUUACACUCUAUGGCUUAAUGAUGAAACCCAUACAACGCUUUCCUCAGUUCAUCCUACUGCUACAGGAUAUGUUGAAGAACACGACUAAAGGCCACCCUGACAGACUGCCUCUACAGAUGGCCCUCACAGAGCUUGAAACGUUGGCAGAGAAAUUAAACGAAAGGAAAAGGGAUGCAGAUCAGCGCUGCGAAAUAAAACAAAUCGCAAAAGCCAUGAAUGAGCGUUAUCUGAACAAGUUACUCAGCAGUGGGAACAGGUGCCUCGUGCGAACUGAUGAUAUGCUGGAAACUGUUUACAACGACAGAGGAGAAAUCGUGAAAACCAAAGAGCGGCGACUCUUCAUGUUAAAUGAUGUACUGAUGUGUGCGACUGUGAAUGUCCGUUCUUCCCAUGAAAACAGUGGCAUUGUGACUGGCGAAAGAUACUUACUAAAAUGGAGUGUUCCCCUUGGGCAUGUGGACGUUAUAGAGUAUGGGAGCAAUGAAGGUCAAGAUGAAAAUUGCAGAUUCCCUCCCCAACAUUCCUCUGAGAAUAUUGCUGUUAAUGCCAAGCCAAACAAGCUUUAUAUGGGACCAGGGCAACUGUACCACGAUUUGCAGAAUCUAUUACACGAUUUGAAUGUAGUUGGCCAAAUCAGUCAACUAAUAGGCAGUCUUAAAGGAAACUACCAGAAUUUAAAUCAAUCAGUGGCACAUGACUGGACCUCAGGUUUGCAAAAGCUUAUUUUGAAAAAAGAAGAUGAAAUCAGAGCUGCAGACCGCUGUAGGAUUCAACUUCAGCUUCCAGGAAAGCAGGACAAAUCAGGACGGCCUACUUUCUUUACAGCGGUGUUCAAUACAUUUACACCUGCCAUCAAACAAUCUUGGAUCAAUAAUUUACAAAUGGCUAAACUUGCUCUCGCUGAGGAGAAUCUGCUGGGCUGGUUUUGCAUAGAUGAUGAUGGGAAUCAGAUAAAAAAAGAGAAGCAUCCACUGCUUGUGAAGCACAUGCCUGUGAUGAUGGCCAAACAACAGGAGUUUAAGGUGGAAUGUGCUGUUUACAAUCCUGAACCAUACUCAGGGGAGGAAACGGAUCCAGAUUCUCUCGCUGUAGAGCAUGGUUUUCUGUGGAUUGGCAGUUGUACUAACCAAAUGGGCCAAAUUGCCAUCGUAUCAUUCCAAAACUCCAGUCCAAAAGUUAUUGAAUGUUUCAAUGUGGAAUCGCGGAUUCUCUGCAUGGUCUACAUUCCAGAAGACGAGAAACGCAAAGCAUCAAAUAUGCCUUCUGAGCCGGAAGAUACGCCGACGAAGCCCUCCAGUGUGCCUACUAUUUGCCUUGGCAUGGAAGAAGGAAGCAUCUCUGUUUACAAAAGUAGCCAAGGCUCAAAGAAGGUGCGACUUCAGCAUUUCUUUGCUCCUGAGAAAUCUACUGUCAUGAGCCUCGUGUACAAGAGUCACCAUUUGUUUGCUGGGCUUGUCAAUGGUAACAUUGCCAUCUACACAAAGCUGGAAGAUGGAAGUUGGAACUCAGAACCUCAGAAAGUAGUAAAGUUGGGUGUCCUUCCAGUAAGAAGUCUCCUUGUCAUGGAAGAAACCAUCUGGGCUGCUUCUGGCGGACAAAUUUUUAUAAUCAGUACCGAAACUCAUACUGUAGAGUGCCACUUUGAAGCCCAUCAAGAGGAAGGGAUGGUGAUUUCUCAUAUGGCUGUCGCAGGAGUUGGGAUCUGGAUUGCCUUCACAUCGGGAUCUACGCUUCGCCUUUUCCACACCGAAACCCUUAAGCAUCUCCAAGAUGUGAAUGUCGCUACCCUGGUUCACAAUAUGUUGUCAGGGCAGCAGCGUGUUUCUGUGACCAGCCUCCUGGUUUGCCAUGGCUUGUUAUUGGUUGGGACAAAUCUUGGGAUAAUAGUAGCACUCCCAGUUCCUCGUUUGCAAGGAAUUCCCAAAGUAACUGGAAGAGGAAUGGUUUCUUACCAUGCGCAUAAUGGCCCAGUUAAGUUCCUUGUAAUGGCCUCUGUAACCAACAAGAGAAGCAAAAGCAAAAACAAACCAAGGCACAGCCUGAGUCGUCCUCGUUCGGGAUUGAAAGAUGAGGACCAAAAGAACGUUGUUCACAGUGAGAGACCUAGUUCUUCUCUGAGCAACCCCAAUGACAGUGCUGUUUGGCUGGGAGGCUCAGUAGGGUCCAUCGCUCAGAAAAGUGACUUGUCUUCAUCUUCUGGGUCCCUGACGUUGUCUCAUGGAUCAAAUACAACUGAGCACAGGCCCGAGGAGAGUGCCGUCUAUGAGCUUUUGAAAGAAGUCUCUCUUAGCCGGAGUAAAAAAUGUCGAUCCAAAGAAGGAAAAGCAGUAUCUGUCUUGGUCAUCUCUGGAGGACAAGGACACAGAAGAGUGAACAAGAAGUGUAAGCAGCAGCGGCCAGAUGAACUGGUUUCGUCUGUGAUGGUUUGGCAGAUUCCACUAUUAAAGAUCUAACAUCACGGUACAUUGUGAUUUUGUGAAAAACGUCUGCUUUAGACCCAAAUGUGUCUUCAUCAUGAUGAACCUUCAUCCAAAUAGAUUUCUGGUGUCAUGUGAAAAUGAGUUCUGGGCCCAAGUGUCAGUCUUUGCAGAGGUGUGCACACAUAUGACUAGCUGCAUUGAAAUCGGUGAGAUUGCUUGCUUGAAUAAGGUGCUUAAAAAUAUCAUAAUAUGUCCUCGGGUUGAAAAUGCUUAGUUCUUAAUGGAAACUCUCUAAUGGGAAUAGGGGGUGUAAGCUGCUUCUUUUUUAAAAACAACAAUUUUGCCAUUAUUUAUAUUCAAAAGUUAUAUCCUAGAGAAUACUAAAUGAAAUGCAAGGAUCGAAUAGAAUUCCACCAGUGGGUCUCCCUUAACUUCUUCUUACAAAGCAAUAUAACUCUUCCAUUUUGUCUACUAGCUUAAUUCCAGAGGGCAUAGGUAAACUUGUAAUAUAUUUCUUCAGACCAAAAGAAAGAAAGAAAAGAAAAGAAAGGUGUAUUGAGUCAAAUAGUAAUUUAGAUUUAUAUCCUUGAAGCAAACAGCUAAUACUAUUUUUAAUGCUCAGUAUUAAAAAAAAAAACAUUGCAGAAAAUGUUGACACACAAAACUACAUGGUUUACCCUUUUUACUUAUUUAAGUGUGGGGUUUUUGUUUGCUUUUUUUUUUAACUGUUUGGUCAUUGCCAAUAGAUAGAAGAAAAUAACAUGAAUACAGAUGUUAGUAGGUACAAAUAGUAGUUCAUGUUUUGGUGCUCUUUUGUUUAUAGCAUAUUCUGUUGCUGGCAGUAGAAUGUGCUCCAUUUUAUUGUACAUGAAUAAUUUUUUUGGGGGGGGGGCAAAUAGCAAAACAAAUUAUGAGAUUAUGUAUCCAUAAAGUAGCAGAGUUCAGCACUAUCCGAAUACAUGAAUGUUCGCUAGAAGUGCACAUUAUUAAUGCAAGCUUUGACCUGAAAUCAAUUGAAGUGUACAUUUGCCAUGACCACAGGCCAAGCCCGAUGCCUAAUAUCUAUGAGAAGAAGCAUUCUAUUUACAAGCAAUAGGGGUGGGAGGUCAUUUUGUUUAGAGCAAAUUUCACAAUCCUGUUUUGCUUUAUAACUUACGUUCCCAUUUAGCCGUAAUAAUGCACACUUGGGAUUCAGGUAUAGGCAACACAGCAGUCCCUGAUGUUGCCAUGACUGUUGAGAAAUGGUAACAACUUGCAGCCAAGCCAACUUACAAGACCAGGGCUUUCAACCUCUAGUCCAGAAGUCAUGACAGCUGUAUGCAUUCCUGCAAGCCGUUUCACAAGCGGUGGGCCUCUGUGAUGUCUUGAAACCCUCCUGAUACUUGACCGCUGCAUAAUGGGGCCGUCUUAUGGAUCAUGUUUGACCAUGCCUCUCCCUGGACGGGUUUAUUUGAUCAAUGAUAGCAACCCUUUUCACAGCAUGGGAUGGAAUAGCAACUGGUGUUGGUGUAACUUGCUGUACCCAUGUACUCGGAUCACAGCAGGAAUGUUGUAUCACUCUGAGGUCACUCCUUGAUGCAGGGAGAAUUCCAGUGGGGAAAGUUUGCACUGUAUAUAUAUUAUGACCAUUUACUGUAAGUGUAGAUUUAGAAUGGCCUUAAGAUCAUCAGAUGAUAAGCCCAGGCACUUAACCAAAUGGGCAAAAUAGGAAGGUGGUUUGGGUUUACUUGAGAUUGAGCAGGGCUGGAUAGAAGGUACUUUGUGAUCUACUGCUAUAUUGCUGGUUGAUUUGCAGUGGAUGGGCAACCGUUUCUGAUUCCCAGAUGUUUUAACAAUUGAAAAGCCCCCUGCCCUCUUUUAUUUCUAUAUUCGUGGGCAGCUGGCUUCAUCCCCGAGCCACUGUUUUGCACAUGUUCCCCCGGCUGGUGUACCUUGAGCUGUAACAGAAAAUAAAUGUAGAUCCCGCGAGUGUGAAGUCUGCUGCUCACACUUGGCAAAGAGGAUGUGAAAGUGGUUCACGCUUCUACGUCUGCCAGUAGUGUAACAUUUGAAUUAUUGGUGCCUGGGGAGAUACGUCACAGCAAAACCUGUGUGUUCCAUUUGUGGACAAGGAACUAACCACAGACAAGAUGCAAGUGCCAAUAGCUGGAGCAUGGAACUAGAUAUUCAGAGAUUCAGUUGACUCUCACCCCUGCUGUACCUGACAGCAAACAAUAUCCUAGUGACCCCUUGUGUCCUUUACUGGAGCAGUGGGCUGACAUCAACAAAAAGUGCUGAUGCCAUCUAUGGAAGCUGGAAAUAUUAAUCACUGUCCCAGCUUGCCAAAUCAAUUCCUAAUAAAAACCCAACCAACCCAGUCUUCCAAAUGUACUAGAAGAACUGUUUUUAAGCUUGUGUACUGCUUUUGGUUUCAAGACACGUUUGAGCACAAUGUAGGAGAAGGCUGGUCAUUCCUAAAACCAACGUAUUUCCAUGGAACUUGUGUAUGCCUUUUCCUUGGACCCACUGUGUGCACCAUUCAUUUGGAAAAACCAAAGGAAUAACUUCCACUAUCAUAAACAAGAGCAGGAUCGACCUUCUUUCUCAUGACGUAUGCACCGAAUUUACCUGCUUCCGAGAUUUAUGUAGCUGGUUCAGUUUCCUGCCCUGAAUAGCCUUGCUGACUUUUGGUUCCAUUCAUCCAAAGAGAUGUUUAAAAAUUCUCUGACCCCUUUGAACUUGCCUUUCUUGAACAACACCCCAUCCCCGUGCGUGCAGCACAUACAGAAUUGCUUUUGAAACCGAAGGGACUUUCAAAAAUAAGUUUGCGCUGUGGCCUUGGGCUCACCUGCUCAAAGGAUAAAAAGUUGCAGAUCUCUGGAUCCCAGCUGCUGACUGCUGCCAAACACAGACUUCUGCAAAUCUUCUGAAAGACAUUUGCGCUGCUAGGUAGCAUGGCAAAGAACAGCUUUAAAGUAUCUUAUGUAAUUGUAUAUAGAUAAAAAUGCUAACAAGUAACCAAGUGCAAGAUACAUUUGCUUUGCGAUAUAUUGCAAACUUUGUGCUAUAUUGCUUCAGUGUUGGGUGCACGCCAGUGGUAAUGUACUUCUAGAGUAAACGGGCAUAUAUAAAAAUAAACAUGUUGCUAGGUGGACCAGAUUUUGCUUCGGCUUCCACUUGCAAGUGCAAAAAUCCUAAGAAAAAAAUAGGAGGAAGGGAAGAGUGUACAACCACUAUACCACAUUAAAUAUUUUCUAACAUCUAACAGUAUGUGAUAUAACCUGAGCCAUAAGAUUUGUAUUUAUGUCUACAAUAAACUCAGAAAAAAAUAUUUCAUAAAGAAAACUGUGAAUAAACCAUUCCUCAAAACUA
This is a messenger RNA of Podarcis muralis (Common wall lizard), 7703 nucleotides long. RefSeq names its product Rho guanine nucleotide exchange factor 10 (gene ARHGEF10). Gene Ontology annotation, cellular component: centrosome. Gene Ontology annotation, biological process: actin cytoskeleton organization; mitotic spindle assembly; positive regulation of stress fiber assembly. Gene Ontology annotation, molecular function: guanyl-nucleotide exchange factor activity; protein binding. NCBI's taxonomy places the organism in Eukaryota, Metazoa, Chordata, Lepidosauria, Squamata, Lacertidae. The record is from RefSeq and is a predicted model, not a curated record.